AUGAGCGUGCCUCACAAGAUCUUUUACUGGGUGGAAACCACUGUGGAACAUGAGUACGGCGCCCUGAAGCCCGAGAAGGUCGCGACCUCCCAUGGCGUCCCUGCAAAAGAGCUUUUCAAGUACUGGCAGAAGGAGAUCGACUGCGACAAGGCAGUGCAGACGCUACCCCGGACCUUGACGCUGAUCAUCUUCUUCGCGCUGAUGCUGUUGAGCCACGAGGUCCUCGGCCCCGCACAAAGCAUCGAGAAAGCCAUCCGCUUCGACAUCGAAGAGAAUGCCAACUUCGCCUUCAACGGUGUGGGUACCUUCGGCAACAAGAACUACCAGGAUGUCAACAACUUUGCGGACUUCUACUCAUGGCUGCGCUUGGGCUUCUCGGCGGUGUACCUGCCGCAGACGAAGGCCGUCUCCGAAGGCUCCACGCUGCCGAGCGUGUCGCUGGACAAGUACACUAAGGGCUCGUACCUGGAAUACAACCGGAAGGUCGGGCCGGCGAAGCUAUCACAGGAGAAAGCGCAGGCCAAGCCCUGCGACAACCAGCCGCUGGUCCAAAUCGUCAGCGACACGGGGAACAUCACCACUUCUGCGACUGACUGCCACAGCCUAGACAACGAGUACUACAUUCCACCCACGGAGUUCGAUGCGAAUUUCAAGACCUUCAAUGAGGACAUAUCCAGCACCGUUUGGUUGCACCCUGACCAAGAUAUGAGCAGCGUGAUCCAAUCUCUCGAAGCCUCGGAUUGGCUGAACUCCGAAACCCAACACUGGAAGCUGACUUUGGUGACCUACAACCCGGACUACGACAUUUUGGUUGUGACUGGCAUACACUUUCAGCUGAGCCGUUCCGGGCGGAUCUGGAAGAACAUCACCUUCAUGUCCUUGAAGAUGCAACCCUACGCAAACCUGUGGUCUUUGUGCUGGGAGAUCCUUUUCUUCGGCUCCAUCGUGACCAUCUUCGUGGAAGAGCUCUGGGAGGUCUCCUCCAGCCUUUGCGCGGCUUCGUCGCGGGGGCGUUGCCGCUGCUUUUACUUCCUCAGGAGCUAUUUCACCGUGUGGAACCUUGUGGACUGGACCUCCAUCGCCAUCGCCUUUACCCUGUUAGGCAUGUGGAUCAUGAGCCUGUUUGCCCGAUCGGACCUCCAGGAUGUCCUGGGCCAAAACAUCGUCGAAUGUGGAUCGGGGGGCAGCAACUGUGAGUCGCUCACCGGCGAUCUGCUGGCCUCCGCCGUUUCCACUGGGACCCUCGUGGGCAGGACCAGCCUGGUCAGCAGCUUCUAUCCCUUCUGCAUCCUGCUGCGCUUGUUCAAGGCCUUCUCCCUUCAGCCACGACUGGCUGUUGUGACACGCACGCUUUGGGCAUCCUUCGCCGAUUUGAUGCACUUCGGCAUCAUCUUCAUCUCCGUGUUUGUGACCUUCGUGUUCAUGGCAAUGGGCUUCUUCGGGCGCACGGUGGAAGGCUACGGCAACUUCCAGAUCGCAUUUGUGACCCUCUUUCGCUCGCUGAUGGGUGACUCUGAUUUCGACAGCAUGGAAGACCAAGUCGGCCGAGUCAUCGCGGGCAUCUUCCACAUCACCUUUAUGCUCACGAUGCUUCUCAUUCUGCUCAACAUGCUGAUUGCCAUCAUCAUGGACGUCUACGCGGAGACAAAAAGGAACGCGCAGUUCAGCGAUACGGUGUGGCAUGACGUUUGGGACUUCCUCACGCGAUUGUACCAGAAGCGAACAGGCCAUCGCGUGAGCAUCAGACAGGCCAAGAAGGCCUAUCUGGCGAGCCUGGAAGAUCAGGCAGCGGAGGCAGAGAUCGAGGCCAACAACCCAAAGUCAAUGAGCCCGGUCACCUUGGAGUCCCGCCGCACUAUCAACAUACACAACGUGGAAGAGAGCGAUGUAAUGGUGACCGCAGAGAUUCUGCUGCAGAAGGUGCCGAAGAUGACGCUGGAACAGGCAGAGGGAACGAUCGUGGAAUCUAUCAAGUGGUUUGAGCUUACCACCCCAAUGGAGGUGCGCCAGGAGGAUGUCCUUCUAGGCAUUCGUCAGCUGCAGCAGGUGCAUGGCAUCUCCCCGGCCGCCGUGCUCAGCAGUCGCACCCCCAGCAAGCAGGACUUGACGAAGCCCAAGGUAGAGGGGGAGGUGGACGAGAAGCUCCAAGCUCUUGCCGAGCAGGCCUCGGUACGGGACUUGCUGAGUGCGGCCAUGGUGCGCUUGGACAGUAGCACAGAGUCGCAGCGAUCUAAGAAGUUGGUUGCCCAAAUGAUCUCCUCCCUGCAAAUGAUCAUGGAGGAUGAGCUCGUUGACAUGAGGGGCAUCUAG
Effrenium voratum is the source of this 2310-nucleotide messenger RNA. The record is from the annotation of a GenBank genome assembly. Lineage: Eukaryota; Dinophyceae; Suessiales; Symbiodiniaceae.